Molecule: messenger RNA, 6391 nt
Organism: Talpa occidentalis (Iberian mole)
Lineage: Eukaryota; Metazoa; Chordata; Mammalia; Eulipotyphla; Talpidae
Gene: PARP14
Product: poly(ADP-ribose) polymerase family member 14
Exons: 17
Coding region: 26-5608 (1860 amino acids)
Biological process (GO): negative regulation of gene expression
Cellular component (GO): nucleus; cytoplasm
Molecular function (GO): transcription corepressor activity; NAD+ poly-ADP-ribosyltransferase activity; RNA binding
Source: RefSeq, a predicted model, not a curated record
GUGGGGCUGGCAGAGCCGGACCUGCAUGCUCAGCAGAAGAAUGGCUGCAUCGGUUUCCUUUCCGCUGCUGAUAGAGGGGUCCUGGGGCCUGGACCCCCCCAAGAACUUGAGCACCAGGUUGCAGGUGUACUUCCAGAGCCAGAAACGGUCGGGAGGCGGGGAAUGCGAAGUCUGCCAGGAGGCUGGGAGCCCACCUCGCUUCUUGGUGUACUUCUCCCAGGAGGAUGUUCAACAAAGAGUACUGCAGAGAGAGGACCACAAGUUAGUAUGGUCACAAAAAGGAACAUUCAACUUGACUGUCAAGAUGCCCACAGCCCCAGAUAAAGGCCAUGUUUUUCAGGGGGAAGUUCCAAAAAGAGAAUCCAAGACCAAAGUCCAUGUCAGAGAACCAGAAGAACUGGAUACAAAACCCUCUCUAAACAGAAGAUCAGAAGAAAUGGAAGAUAUCCGAGCAGAACACGAAAGCAUUUCUUCUUUGGUUGCACUUGAAAAUCUCAAGGAAAAUGUGACUGAGUUGAUGUUAAUCUUGUUAGUGGAGAACACAAGUGGUUUGUCCAGUGAUGACUUUGAAGUGGAAAUAAUUCGAGAUUUUGAUGUUGCCGUAGUUACCUUUCAAAAACACAUAGAUGUCAUGAAAUUUGUUGCUGAUUGUGCCAAGAACCAGACCACGAGACAACUUCAGCUCUUUCCAAGACUACUUGAAGUGACAAAAACAAUAAGAGUAGAAAACCUGCCUCCUGAUGUUGAUGACUAUGAUUUAAAUUGUUUAUUCAAAAAUCCUCGUAAUGGAGGGGGAAGAGUUGCCAGAGUUGAAUGUUUUCCUGAAGAGAAUUCAGCUCUGAUUGAAUUUUUUGACAGAAAAGUGGUCGACACCAUUAUGACCAAGAAGCUUGAGCUCAAUAAAAUGCCGCUCUCCGUGUUCCCAUACUACUCCUCCUUGGGCACAGCCUUGUACGGAAAGGAGAAGCCUCUGAUCAAGCUUCCAGCACCCUUCAGAGAAUCCUUGGACCUUCCCUUGUGGAAGUUCUUGCACAAGAACAAUCACCUGAUCCAGGAGAUAAAUGAUGAAGUGAGACGCUGUCACUGUGAGCUCACAUGGUCCGAACUCAAUGGGGAAGUUACCAUCCGACCCGCACCCUCCUUACUCAGACAGGGAAGACAGAGAAUCAAGAGCUGGCAGAAAAAUGCUUCCACAGCCUUUGCCAGCAUCAGGUCUAAAUAUAAAGUCUCCUCAUUUAAAGUGGAUCCCAUCGUGUGGGACACCGUGAAAAGUGACUUACAAGACAACAGGGUGUUGAUUGAGUUUGAUACACUGCUGGAGAUCGUCACUUUGGUGGGGAAAUCAGAGGAUGUACAAAAGAUCGAGCCACAACUCACAGAAUUAAUAGAAAGCACCACACAAAGAAUUAAAAGGGAACAGCAAAGCCUGAAGGAAAAAGUGUCCCUUUCUCCAGGGAGAUUUUCUCUCUUGUGCCACAGUGGUGCACUGGAACGUUUCCGCUCAGAAGACCCAGAGGUGGAGAUUGUCUAUCAUAAAGCCUCUCGGCAAAUGGGCAUCAGAGGGCUCCCCGCAGAUGUGUAUAAGGUGAAGUGUGAAGUCCAGGAGAAGGUGCACGCCAUGGCUCAGAAACACGUGCAGGUUCCCCCUGAGGUUUUCCAGUUUUUACAACAGGUAGACGCUGCCGAAUUCUCUAAGUCUCUUUUUAUAGCACAGAAAAUUCUUGCAAUUUAUGAGCUAAAGGAUCCAAGUGUUCUCUUAACCAGCUGUUCUCCUGAAGUCCUAUUAGAAGCUGAAAAGCAGAUGACCAGUGCCUUAAAUUAUCAGCGCAUAGAUGUUGAGAACAGACACGUUCUCAAUGGCAAGAAAUGGAAAGGACUCACUCGCAGCUUGCUCAACAAACAUAAUUCCUCCUCAAUGACUGUAAUAAUCAAUGAGUUAACUUCAGAUGUCAACUCUGAGGUCAUUGUGGCCGGCUGUGUGAGAGAAGUAAAAGAAAUUUAUCACUUGCUUUUUGACUUUCUGGACAAGCACAUGGUCAUAGAGAGGAUGAUUGAAGUAAAGCCUUCCUUAGUGAAUGAUUUCUUAAGGAAAGAAAAGAAACCAUUAUGGCAAAAGAUAAAGAAAACAAAUCUGCAGGUAGUUUUUAAUCCUGAGAACAAACAAAAUGGCAUUUCACUAACUGGUCCAAGGAUAGAAGUCCUGAACGGAAUGACCCUCAUCAAGAAAGCCCGGGAUUCUCUCUGUGUUAAAAGCAUCCAUAUUGAUCAGCCAGGAGUCAGACAGUUAUUCCAGGAGAGAGGAGCGUUUUAUAGAAGUGAAGUCAAAAGGCUGUUUGGUUGUUUUAUUGAAGUACAGGAGAACAAAGAAAAAGCGGGAGAGGGCACUGACGGGAAGAAAUGCCUCUGUCGGGUGGACUUGGCCCCUGGAGUCUCCUUGAUUGUGCAGCAGGGCGACCUGACAGGGUUCCCCGUGGAAGUGGUGGUGAAUGCAGCCAAUGAAGAGCUCCAGCACAUCGGGGGCCUUGCUGCUGCUCUUUUAGAAGCAGCAGGCCCUGAGCUCCAAGCCGACUGUGACCAGAUAGUGAAGAGAAAUGGCAAGGUCCCACCUGGCCACGCCACCAUCUCAAAGCCGGGAAAGCUCCCAUACAGGUGCGUGAUCCACGCAGUCGGGCCCCACUGGAAGAGAAAUGAGGCCCAGAGGUGUGUGUCCCGGUUGAAGAGAGCUGUGGAAGAAAGUCUUUGUUUGGCUGAAAAACACAAGUGUCAGUCCAUCGCCAUCCCUGCUAUUAGUUCUGGAGUCUUUGGCUUUCCCUUACCUGAGUGUGUGGAGACCAUCGUUUCUGCUGUCAAGGGGCAUUUCCAACAUAAGUCAGAUGGAUGCACCUUGAAAGAAAUCUACCUUGUGGAUACAGCUGAGAAGACUGUGGAGGCCUUUGCCAGUGCCGUGAAAACUCUAUUUAAAGAUGCCCGGCCCGAUGCUGCUUCCCUGCCCAGAUUGCCAGCAGCCAGCCAGCCCGACUUGAGAGAAGAUCAUGGGAACGGACAAGUUCUCUUGUCCUCAGAAGGCCUGAGGCUCUUGUUGGUGAAAGGAGAGGUGCAGAGUGCUGCGGUCGAUGUUAUUGUCAACUCUGUUCCCUCGAGCCUUUCACUAAAUAGAGGACCCCUUUCUCAAGCCCUCUUGGGAAAAGCUGGGCCAAAACUCCAGAAGGAAUUGAACGCAGCUGGACAAGGGGUGGCUGUGGACGUGGGCACAGUUCUCCUCACCAGUGGCUGCAAUCUGCAGUGCCAGCAUGUGCUUCACGUGGUGGCUCCAGGGUGGAAAAAUAACAGCACAUCUGCACACAAGAUCAUGGAAGACUUAAUCAGAAAAUGUUUGGAGAUCACCGAGAGCCAUUCCUUAAAAUCCAUUGCAUUUCCAGCCAUAGGAACAGGAAAUUUAGGCUUUCCUAAACCUGUUUUUGCCAAAUUAAUCAUUUCAGAAGUGUUCAAAUUCAGUAGCAACAACCAAGCUACCACCUUACAGGAGGUUCACUUUCUGCUGCACCCACAGGAUCUUGGAAACAUCCAGGCAUUUUCAGAAGAAUUUUUCCACAGGACUAAUGGAAAUGUCACAGGUGACAAAAUUCCCCAGGCUGAAGAUACACAAGGCUUCCAUGGGACUGUUUCUAGCCCUAACCCACAAGUGCACAAAAUGAAGAUCGGUCCCAUCACGUUCCAGGUGGCCACUGGAGAUAUCACUAAAGAAGAGGCAGACGUGAUUGUAAAUUCAACAUCAAACACUUUUGAUUUCACAGCAGGGGUUUCAAAAGCAGUUUUAGAAGGUGCUGGACAAAAUGUGAAAAUGGAAUGCUCUUACCAAGCUAAGCAAGGCAACCGUGAUUAUAUAAUCACAGGAGGUGGUUUACUGAAGUGCAAGAAUAUUAUUCAUGUCGUUGGUGGAAAUGAUGUCAAGACAUCUGUUACCCAUAUUUUGCAAGAGAGUGAAAAACGGUAUUAUUCAUCCAUUUGCCUCCCAGCCAUCGGGACAGGAAGUGCUAAUCAAGAUCCAGAUAAGGUUGCUGGAGCCAUCAUAGAUGCCAUUGAAGGUUUUGUCCAGAAAGGAUCUAUUCAGUCUGUGAAAAAAGUUAAAGUUGUUCUCUUUGUACCUCAGUUAUUGGAUGUGUUUUAUACGAACAUGAAGAAAAGAGAAAGAUUUCAGCCUUCUCCCCAACAGUCUGUGAUGUCUUAUAUUGCACCAUUUUUGGCUCCCUUCUUUUUUUAUUAUUUAGUACUUUUGGCUAUUGUCUUUCCUUUUUUAGCAUUUUUGGCUCCUUUCACUCUUUUGUUUUUAAUAUUUUUGGCUAUUUCCCUGUUUUAUUUAAUAUUUUUGGGUUCCUCGCAACAGUCUCCAAAAGAGAACAAUCAAAAUUCUCCAAAAGAGAACAAUCAAAGUUCUCCAAAAGAGAACAAUCCUUCAGUUUUGAAAAAGAAAACAGAGUCAGUAAUUUUUCAGGUGUGUGGUGAAAAUGUAAAGUGUGUGGAAAACGCCCUCUCCUGGAUACAGGAUCUGGUUGAAAAGGAACAGUGCUGUUUCACCAGUAAAGAUGAAUGUAUCAAAGACUUUGAUGAAAAGGAGGUCCAGAAAUUGAAUGAGCUACAGAAGAAAUUAAACAUUACUAUAUCCUUGGACCAUAAAAAACCUUUGAUUGAGGUUUCGGGAAUUAGCAGAGAUGUGACUGAGGCUAGAAAUGAAAUUGAGGAAAUGAUCCAGAGAGUAAGAUUGGCCAAAGAACAGGAAUCCCGGGCAGAUUAUACCAGUGAAUUUAUAGAAUGGCGAUAUAACAAUAACCACACGUUCCAUAGUUUUGACAAAAUAACCAUUCUGCAAUUGGAGGAUGCAAGGAGAACAAAGAGAAGGACAAUAGAUGUCAAAAUUAAUCACCAGACCUACACAGUGGACUUGAAAACAUACACUGCUACUAAUGCAAAGGGACAUAAUUUACCUGUUCAGCGCCUCAAAAAAUCUGAAGUUGAGAUCCCUGCUUAUUGGACUGACAUGAGGCAGCAGAGCAUCUGUGUGGUUGGUCUAUACCCUGGCAAUCCUGACUAUAACUCAGUGGCAAGCAAGUUUUAUCAGACCUGUGCAAACUUCAGGAUAGAGAAGAUUGAGAGAAUCCAGAAUCCAGACCUCUGGAAUAGCUAUCAGACGAAGAAGAAAACCAUGGAUGCCAAGAACAACCAUGUCAUUAACGAGAGGCUGCUCUUCCAUGGGACAGAUGCCCACUCAAUGCCUCAUGUCAAUCGCAACGGCUUUAACCGCAGUUAUGCUGGGAAGAACGCUGUGUUAUAUGGAAAAGGAACCUAUUUUGCUGUCAAUGCCAGUUAUUCUGCCAAUGAUACAUACUCCAAACCAGAUGCAAAUGGGAAAAAGUAUAUGUAUUAUGUGCGAGUGCUUACUGGACUCAGCGCACCUGGAAAUCAGUCAUUAAUUGUACCUCCUCCCAAGGAUCCCCGAAAUCCUACUGACCUGUAUGACACUGUCACAGAUAAUGUGUCAAAUCCCACUUUGUUUGUGGUAUUUUAUGACUACCAGGCUUACCCAGAGUACCUCAUCACUUUUAGCAAAUAGCAUCUGAGCUUCCUUUGUGGAAGACAUUACGCAUCCUUAUCUAUCCAAUUGUAAAAAAAAAAAAAAAAGUUGUAGCCUUUUGUUUUCUCUUAACAACUUACUCAUUUCCUACUUUCUUCCUUCUGGCUUUGGUUUCCAUUGAGAUUGUCUUCAUUGGCAGCAACGUGGGCUAAGAGGCGGAGCAGUGCCCCAGGGAGUCAGUGCACAGUGCACUCAGAAGGUAGAAGUCUGCAGGAGGAUGAAGGUGUCUUUUCUGGGCUCUGGGGUGAUGCCUGCACUUCAAGUUGAGGAGGUUGAAGGUGCCACAGUUGCUGCUGCAUUAACACAGACUUCUUGAAAUGUUUCUUGCAGUCACUGUUUGUCUUGUAGGUGGUUUGCAAAGACCCCUAACUGCUCAGGGUGGCUUCCCUGACACUGACAUCUGAACUGAUUGACAAUGAGAAAAAAAUAAAAUGGAGAGGGUGCCCCCUGUUGGUGCAGGGGUUAAAGACAGCGCUAUCAAGCUAUUGCCAGUCACUGCAGCAAGAGUUCGAUUCCCUGGCUGGCCAGGGAGGUGAUCCACAAGGUGCAGCAGACCUCUCCUGUCUCACUUGCUGCUCCUCUCAGCACUGUGUUUCAGUAGAUCUGCCUGUUCUGCUCCCCACCACCCUGUGGCGUGUCUCUGAAUGCUCUCACCCCCCCGCCCCCAUACCUCUGGGCUGUUCUUAUAUGUAAAAAUAAAUAAAAUCUUUUAAAAAAAAUUAAAAUUAUACUUUGCAACCUUAUUGAUAUAAGCAUGACUAA